Messenger RNA from Cokeromyces recurvatus, 1577 nucleotides. RefSeq lists its product as uncharacterized. The coding region runs from base 99 to 1190 and encodes 363 amino acids. The transcript has 4 exons. NCBI's taxonomy places the organism in Eukaryota, Fungi, Mucoromycota, Mucoromycetes, Mucorales, Mucoraceae. The record is from RefSeq and is a predicted model, not a curated record.
UUUUUUUUUUUUACAAAUAAAAUUUCCUUUUAUAGCUUUUUUUUCCUGUUAGCUUAUAGUGACUUGCACCUUAAUAAAUAACAAGGUUGUACCUGUUUAUGUUUCUACCAAACCAUAAAGCUUAUAUUAAAUCCUUUUAUAAAAAGAUACUAUCAGAGGCAUCUAUCUUUUUUGAUGACAGAGCACGAUUGUAUAUAAAGAAUCGAGCACGGAGAGCAUUUAAGGAUUACAAAACAUGUGAAGACAUUAAAAGAGUAAAAUAUAAAAUACGAGAAGGCAGAAAACAUUUACAUCGAUUAGAAAAAGCAAACAGAGGUCAUACUAAAAGUGCUUUAAAUAUACUUGAAGAGGUUUAUGGUGUAAAAGGGAAAACACGACAUGGAUUGCUUUAUCCUUAUUUAAAUGCACAUCAGCCUGAUAAUUUAAAGAUCCAAUCUGAACCUUUUGUACCUCAUGCUCCUCGUACAGCACCUCCUCCUGAAUUAUGUCCACCACUAUGUGCUUUAGUCACUCGGCAUUUGGGUAAGAAGGUAGAGCCUGAAUUGCCUGUCCCUCAAUAUAAGCCGUUGCAUGUUGGCAGAAAAGCAAACCUAUUAUGGAAACAUCGAUCCAUGAUUUUAGAUAAAGUGCAUUUACCUUUACCAUUUGAGAUUUUAUGUGAACUUGAAGCGAAAGCGGGUGCCCCCGAAUCUCAUCCUAUGGCUUGCGCUACACUUAAAACGGGUGGUCCCCAGUGGGAUGACUUUUAUGCUCCUAUUCAUCCCGCCGUCAAACUGCUUGAACACUUGGAUCCUCGAGUAACAAUAAAGCCCUUUGAUAAAGAUUUAAUCGCCCUUCGAUUGAACUAUCGAUUGCCAAAAUCACCUUACAUGACGUCUAAACCAAGUCUCUUGGAGUACUUGUGCGAUGAGGAUGAACAUAGUAAGGAUUCGGUCAUUACAGAUGCAUGCUAUAGUCCUCGAGAAAAAAGAAGACUGUAUAUAAAUCUUUUGCGAUAUAUUCCUUGCAUCGAUAUGUUCCCUGCAAAUCAAUUAUGGAAAAAGGGAAUCAAUUAUAAUGUAUUUACAUCAAAUUGGGCUCCAAAGUCAGUGAAUAGAUUAUUAGAGGAUGUACCUAGUGAGGAAGUGAUUCAGACUACCUUGGAUUCUUCUUUUCCAAAAAAAAAUAAAAAUAAUAAAACGAAGAAAUAAUGUAUCAACCCUGUUUCCUUAUAUAAUCAUCUUUAUAUCCAUUAUGUAAUCAUAGGAUCACUACGACUGACCUAUUUAUAUGAUGGGCUAACCAAAUUAUACAUUGAAAAAAAACAAAAAACAAACCUACAGACUACUAUUGCUGCACAGAUCAGACAUUUAUUUUUGGUAUUAAAUAGAAUAACUAAAUAUAGCUAAAUAUCGAAUAAUAGACAAUAUAAAUACAAGGGAAUUAUAGUUAAUGACUCACAAUACAUAUAUACAAUAUACAUAUAUUAUUAUUAUUAGUAUUAUUAUUAUUAUUAUUAUUAUUAUGUUUUUUUUUCGAGCGAAAAUAUUAUUCGUGUAUCAUAAAAAGGGGUAAACAUGAAAACUAGCGAGUUUUUU